AUGCUUGAGGUGCAAGUUGCUCAAAUAGCAGAAGGUAUGAAGAGGCAAGAGGGUUUUCUUCCAAGUAAGACUGAGUUAAAUCCAAGAGUUUGCAAAGUUAUCACAACUCAGAACAAGGACGUGGUCUCACCAGCCCCUAGAGAUCAUUCAACCCUCAAAAACCCAUUGGAAUGGCCUGAAGAUGAUGAGCCAAUCUACAAGGGACCUCAUCAAAGAAAGCUGCAUAAGAUGGAAGAUCCAGGGCAAUUUGUUUUCCCAUGCACAAUCAAUGGUAUUGAUUUUAUUGACUCUUUGUGUGAUACAAGAUCUACAGUGAAUCUCAUGUCUAAAAUCAUAGCAAAGAAGCUUGGGAUUGUAGAGAUGGAGCCUCCUGGAAAGAUGCUCAAGUUUGCAGAUACUUCUAGCACAACUCCAUAUGGCUUUGUGCGUGAUCUAGUGAUGGAAGUAGGGGGAUGUCUAGUCCCCACCGACUUCCACAUCAUAGAGAUGCAAGAGGAAGCUUCUAUGCCGCUGGUCCUUGGGACUCCUUUCCUUCAAAAUGUGGGAGCAAUGUUUUAUUUUCGCAAGGGACAAGUCUCUUUCCCCGAAAUCAAAAAGAAGGUUUUCUAUCUUGCAGUUCCUACUGAACCCUCAUGUUGUACAACCAUCUACAGUGAGGAGAGGGCAAGUUUAGACCCUGGAGAUGAAAUUAAAAGGUCACAAGAAGUUCCUCAAGAAGCUCUCUACAUUAGAUCUUAUGACAUUUUCAAGUCAGCCUCAAGUACAGCCAACCUACCACCGGAGGAAGCCACUCUCACGACCAAGAAAGGAGCCUUUCUUCCUAAAGAUCCCAAGAAGAGUAAGAACUAUCCCAAGGAGAGGAAGAAACCAUCAGAGCUGAAACAUAAAGAUGUCUUCAAGGAUAUCAACUCGGUUUUGCUUCCCACCUUUGAUGAAUAUGGAGCUAAAGAGGAGCUUGAUGGUGUGUCUAAGUCCUUUUCCCAGAUAAGAAUCCUCAUCCCUAAGGAUCCGGAGCUUAAAGAUGACCAUGCCACAAAGGAGAAACUCGGGAGGACCUUAAAACUUUUCCGGAAGGCGUUAGUCUUCAAGAAUGAUAUGGGAGACGAUCUUGGAGUGCCCAAAACACCACGUGAGCCCCCUGAACCAGAAAUUUGA
Molecule: messenger RNA, 1155 nt
Organism: Microthlaspi erraticum
Lineage: Eukaryota; Viridiplantae; Streptophyta; Magnoliopsida; Brassicales; Brassicaceae
Source: the annotation of a GenBank genome assembly